Molecule: messenger RNA, 2145 nt
Organism: Schistosoma turkestanicum
Lineage: Eukaryota; Metazoa; Platyhelminthes; Trematoda; Strigeidida; Schistosomatidae
Source: the annotation of a GenBank genome assembly
AUGUCUUUAAAGUGGAAUUUCGCUGCAUCACACUCAACCGUAGCAAAACUUGUAACCAUACAAUUUCUAUUAUUACUCUUCAUAAAUCAAUGUCAUAGUAUUAGUUUCAGUGAUUUGUUAAAGUAUUUUUCCUCUUCUAAAUGUGGUUACGAGUCAUGUGAAACUGGAAAAUCAGGAUAUCUUAAUGUUCAUCUAGUACCGCAUACUCAUGAUGAUGUUGGCUGGUUGAAAACAGUCGAUCAAUAUUAUUACGGCACGAACAACACGAUUCAACAAGCUGGCGUUCAAUACAUCUUAGACAGUGUUGUUUCCGCUUUAGCGCAUAAUCCAAAACGUCGCUUUACCUAUGUUGAAAUAGUGUAUUUUUACCAGUGGUGGAUGGUACAGUCGAAAGAAAUACAACAUUUAGUCAAAGAUUCAGUCGAAACAGGACGACUACAAUUCGCUUCCGGCGGUUGGAGUAUGGCUGAUGAAGCGACAGUAUAUUACACUGAUGCAAUUGACCAGUUGACACUUGGACUUGCUUGGCAAAUUGAUCCAUUUGGACAUGCACGUGAUCAUUCAGAUUUAUUUCAAGACGCCGGUUUCGAUGCUGUCUACUUUCAACGUAUGGAUUUUCGUGAGAAAGAAAAACGAAAACAACUGAAAGAAUUGGAAAUUCUAUGGCAUACUACUUCUAAUGAGAAAAGUACUAAUGUAUAUGAGAAAACAAUAACUAACACUAAAUUGUAUGAUAAUCCAUCGAUUCAAGAAUAUAAUGUUGAUAGUAUUGUUAAAAAAUUCCAAACAUACAUUCAUCAUCUAUCGAAGUCUUUCAAGACAAACCAUAUAAUGGUUCUAAUGGGUUGUGAUUUUACAUAUGAAAACGCUCAUAUUAAUUACAAUAAUAUGGAUAAGUUAAUUAAAUAUGUUAAUGCAGCACAAGAGUAUGGUAGCAAAAUCAAUCUACUCUAUUCUACACCAGCAUGUUAUACAAAAGCAGUAAAUGAAGAAUUUAAUCGUAUAGGUACAAUCAAUCAUCGUAGUGGUGACUUCUUUCCAUAUGCUAGUGGCCAAUUUACAUACUGGACAGGUUAUUAUACUAGUCGACCAUCAUUGAAGUAUUAUGUACGUCAAGCAUCAAACUUAUUAUCAAUGUGUGAGCACAUUCAUUUAUUUGCAAACCGUAUUCCAAACAAAUUGACGAAUAAAACUAAUCAAUAUGAUAACGAAGAACGAAUUGAUAAUUUGCGUAAAAUUCUUGGUAUAUUACAACAUCAUGAUGCUGUAACUGGUACAGCUAAACAACAUGUAACUAAUGACUAUACUUUACGUUUAUACACUGGGUCAAAUUCAUGUCAAAAUUUAAUUGGAAAUUCAUACAUAAAACUGUUACCCAACCUGAAAUUCAAAUCUCAUUCAGGCUUGACAUUUUGUGAUUUAUUAAACAUUAGUUUAUGUAAUGCAACCGAAAACUACCAACCAGUGUACACUAAUGACGUUGAUGAUGGUGUUUUCAUUCUACUGUAUAAUUCAUUAGGCUGGGAACAGUCAAGUACGUGGAUUCGUUUCCCCAUUUACAUUCCGGAUAGUUCCGAUGAUGGAGGUUUGUUAAAUAAAUUUCAAAUUAUUUUAAAAGAUCUACGCAACAGUUUGAAAUCACAUCAAUCAUUACCAUAUCAACUGAAUUUCAUCAGUCAAAGAACACUUCAAAUACCUGAACGAAUGUCUUCUCAACAUCGAGCAAAUUAUGAAGUAUUAUUCAAUGCGAAAAACGUAUCACCAGUUGGCUUAAAUAUAUUUCAUUUUACAAUCAAUCGUACGUCCUCACCAUCAGUAUCAACAUCUUCGACGAAACAAAAUCCUACUGUUCAUACGCAAACUAUUAAUUUCAAACAAUACUAUGAUCAAGUUGGUAAUUUCACACAAAUUAUAAUGAAGCAUGUUAAAAGUGGUAUUGAGAUAAAUUUGAAAAUUGAACUAUUGUACUAUGAAGGUGAAACAGAAAGACCGCAACCAUCUGGUGCAUAUGUUUUCUUACCGAAACGUGAAUCACAUGCGAAAGAGUUUACGUCAGUUCGUGGAAACUUAAGUUAUCGAAUUUUAUGCUUGUUUAUCCGAAAAAUUCCAUAAUGGUGAAGUUGAUUAUUUCAGUCAACAUCUGAC